Molecule: messenger RNA, 1145 nt
Organism: Durotheca rogersii
Lineage: Eukaryota; Fungi; Ascomycota; Sordariomycetes; Xylariales; Xylariaceae
Exons: 1
Coding region: 259-960 (233 amino acids)
Source: RefSeq, a predicted model, not a curated record
GCAAAGCGCCGGGUACGCGACACAGGCCCGCCACCGCCCUGGGCUGAAAAUUGUCUCGCAAGCCGCGCGCGCUCAGCACGCCCGCCGUGCAGUGUUACGCCCGUAGCGCCAGUCACGUCAUGAUGUCCUCCAGUUCCCUGGAUGCAUAUCCGGGCCUAAAAGACGGUGUCCACAGCCGACUAGACGGUGGAAAAUAUACUGCUGGGUGCGGGAAUUAGAUCAUGACGCAGUAGGCUACGGAACCAAGCCCGGCGGGGGAUGAUCACCACUGCAGUCGCGCGAGAUCUGGUGCGACCUUCUAGGCAGCCUUGCUCGCCUGGGAGGGAAGCGGAACUGCUACGUGGCUUUCCAGAGAGGGAAUGCCGCCCUCCUCGAUACAUAUCGAGAUCACUACCGGCAGACGAUCUCAACAGCCGGAGCCGCAUCGUGGAUCAUCGCGAGUCAAGAGCGUGGAGAUGGCAAUAUAGAAUAUUGCCAAGCCGGCCUCGUACUGGAUCGGGCGUCCGGCGUAUAAAUGAGCCUGAUGGUUAUGCAUCCCUACGGAAAGGAGCAGUAGGAGGGGGUGUUCGUCCCGGUUCUCGGACACGAAAAGUAGAAAAGGGGUGUCCCGCUUCCGCAGAUGAUGGCGCACAAGCCAGGCAGGAAUACUUGGAAUAUUCGCUCACGAUGGUCACCGCGGAGAGGCAGAUACAUAAGGGGCUUAGGGAAAGACUGACAGGUCUCGCUCCCGUCAAGCCAUCGGAUGAAAUAGCAAGCGGCUCGGUCCCCGAAAAGAAGAAAAACAAUAUCGAGGCGGCGUUGCUAAAGAUUUCGAGCCCGCCACUGUCUCUAGUUCCGAGCAAGAGAAGUCUCCCGACGAGGGCGGCACGGAGGACGGUAUCGAAGGAUGUGUUUCCUUAUCUGGGGAACCAUUGUUCGCCCUUAGACAGCCCUGACUUUCCGCAUCUCGCCACAUGCUGAGGAUUCCCGGAAGAGGCCUUGUAUCUCUGGGCGGCAUCUAAGUGCGCAUAUAUACGUCGUAUAGAACAAGAAACAUUGAGACCUACGUCGAGCAGCAUGUCCAAUCGGAGUCUGGCCCGCGCUGGCGGGGCUUCGCUUGUCUGGGACGCCACCAGAACAAGGCCUUAAGCCCUCGCUGCGCAGGC